UUUUUGAAUGCGAGGGGCAGGUUGGCAUCGGAUGACCGAUAGAUCGGAGAAACUUCAUGUGGAUUUUCGGCUACUGAGAAUUUAAUUUCUGCGCAAUUUCUUCAAGGGAUCUGGCAACCUUCGUUUUGGUGCUGUUGUAAACCAAAACCAAAAUGUCAUCCCUAAACUCUUCGGCUAAAAAAGAAGAAAAAACCAAGAAUAUUCAAGUGGUUGUACGAUGCCGGCCGCUUAGUUCAUCAGAACGCAAGUCAAAUGCCUCCAACGUGGUUGACUGUGACCCAGUCAGAAAAGAAGUUGCAGUGCGCAACUUUGCACUGGGAAUUGAAAAGAGUGCCAAAAGAUACACAUUUGACAUGGUGUUUGGACCCACAGCAAAGCAAAUUGAUGUCUACAAAAGUGUGGUAUACCCCAUCCUGGAUGAAGUAAUCAUGGGGUACAACUGUACUAUUUUUGCAUAUGGCCAAACUGGUACUGGGAAGACCUUUACAAUGGAAGGUGAAAGGUCGCAAAGUGAACAAUUCACCUGGGAAGAAGAUCCUUUGGCAGGCAUCAUUCCACGUACCCUGCAUCAGAUUUUUGAAAGACUGGCCGCUCAAGGCGCUGAGUUCUCUGUGAAAGUUUCUUUGUUGGAAAUCUAUAACGAGGAGCUUUUUGACCUUCUGAGCCCCUCAGCUGAUGUUGGUGAGAGGCUGCAAAUGUUUGACGACCCUCGUAAUAAGAGAGGAGUUAUAAUUAAAGGACUUGAAGAAAUUUCUGUCCAUAAUAAAGAUGAAGUUUAUCAGAUUCUGGAGAGGGGCGCAGCAAAGCGGACAACUGCAGCAACUUUGAUGAACGCAUACUCAAGUCGUUCGCAUUCAGUUUUUUCUGUUACAAUACAUAUGAAGGAGACUACCCUUGAUGGGGAAGAGCUAGUAAAAAUUGGAAAACUGAAUUUGGUGGAUCUUGCUGGGAGCGAAAAUAUUGGCCGUUCUGGAGCUGUGGAUAAACGAGCUCGUGAAGCUGGCAAUAUAAAUCAGUCAUUGCUUACUCUGGGAAGAGUAAUCACAGCGUUAGUUGAGAGAGCCCCUCAUAUACCAUACAGAGAAUCAAAACUUACCAGGAUUCUUCAGGACUCCCUUGGAGGACGGACUAAAACUUCAAUUAUUGCCACCAUUUCCCCUGCUUCCGUGAAUCUUGAAGAAACCAUGAGCACUCUGGAUUAUGCCUAUCGUGCAAAGAACAUCUUGAAUAAACCCGAAGUGAAUCAGAAACUCACCAAGAGGGCCUUGAUCAAGGAGUACACCGAGGAGAUUGAGAGACUAAAGCGGGAUCUUGCUGCAGCACGUGAAAAAAAUGGAGUAUUCAUGUCUGUAGAAAACUAUGAACUGAUGCAGAGUAAAGUGACCAUUCAGGAAGAGACGAUUAAUGACUAUGUAGAAAAGAUCACUGCUAUGGAGGAAGAAUUGAAACAGGUUAAAGAGCUAUUUCUGGAUGGCAAGAAAGAGUUUGAACAGUGUGUGUCUGAACUGCAACAGCGAGAGCAGGCACUCCAGGAGACUUGUCAAGAUUUGGAGCUGACCAGAGGAAAGCUGUCUGAGGAAGAAUUUGUCCGUGGUGCCCAUGCUCACACUGAACAAAAGCUCUACAGUACAGCCAAUGAGUUGUUGCAGGUGGUUGAAGUGAGUACAAAAGAUGUGUCUGGUCUUCAUGAUAAACUUGACCGUAAAACAAAUGUCGAAUUUCAUAACCAUAAGGUUCAGGAGGCCUUUCUAAACCAGAUGAAUGACCUGUUCACUGAAAUGCAGAGGAAGACUGAGAAAGCCCAUGUUAGGCAGUGGCAAAUGCUAGAUUUCUAUGCAAAGUCAGUAGGUGACCUCGUGGGUUCAAAUGCCCGUGCAUUAAAUUCUGUCAUGUCAUCAACGGCUGCUGCAUAUUCAGCGAUGAAGGCUGUGGUGUCUUCUGACAUAUCACAAGGUCUUCAGGAGUUGUUGAAACAAGAGAGUAUGACUGAGCAGUCACUAAAUUGCAUACAGAAGGCACUGGUCAACCACAAGCAAGAAGUGGAAAAGAAGUUCAAGCAGAAUUUAAAGCCCAUGAUUACCAGCAUAUUAGAACUGAAUAAGUGUCUCAAACUGAACUUUGAGACCUACUCUGGAAUGGCAAAGAAGAUGGAAGUUAUGAAAAUGGAAACCGAUGCAUUUUUUAGUCAACACAGCAAAAGUCUUAAACAGAUGCAAGAGAGCACUUGCAGUGCUCUGGGUGUAAUCCAAAAUGAGAAUGAGGAACUGAGGAAACAACUACAAAAGUCACAGGAAGACAUCAUUUCAAAUCUACAGACACAGUUUGAUCUGUUAGUUCAUCAAACUCAGAAGAGUUUUAAUAGUCUUCUAACUCAGAAUGGAAACGUACAACAUUCACUGAAUACGCUUCAGGAAAAUGUGCAUUUUCAAUCUGCAGAUGUUAUGGAUGGUGCUACAUCUCAACAAGGGAAUCUCGUCACUUCUUUAGACGGUUUUGUAAAUGAAAUCAAAAGUGCGGCCUGUGAGGGGAUAACGACUGCAGAUAAACUGAAUGUUGAGUGCCAGCAGCUUGGCUCCAACAUGCAAGUCCUUUACCAGGAAAGCAGCCAGUGGUGUGAAUCAACAGAGGGCACUGUUGACACGUUAAGUCAGGAUCAAGAAGCUUUCUUUGACAUUAACAAAAGGCAGCUGAGGAACUUGGUACAGACUAUGAAUGAGAAUUGUGACCCCCAUGUCACCAAGAUCACAGAAGAGUUGAAAGGACAGUGUGACACAGAGGAGUCAAUACUCUCCACCAUACUUCAACAAGUUAAUGAUGAUAAAGGGGAAAUGACACAAUGCUCAAAAGAAUUGACUGAACUAGAACAGGCAGGAUUAGAACAUGUUUUUAACUUUUUAAAAGAUGAGCUCCGACAGGACGUUCCCACAGGUACCACUCCAAAGCGGAGAAAUUAUCUAUAUCCACAAAUCCUCUCCAGAACAAAGCCACGCGAUAUCUUAAUUGCUCAGCACAAGAUCCAACAGCAGGAACUGCAGAGUUCUCUGGCUGCUGCCAUGUCCCUCCAAGAGGAAGUCAUUCCUGAGCAGGACACUGUGGAAAAUGAACAAAUGAGCACAAGUUAUGAAAGCUCUGCCAGUGAGAAGCUGAGUAGUGAGGAUUUCUGCUGUGGUGGUGGCGCCCCUUUCUUCCAGCACAAGAAAAGCCACAAAAAAGACAAGGAAAACAAACAUACUGCUAAUGUUGACCAGUCAAAGUCCAUGGAGGACAAUUCAAUAGCAAAAUCUAAAUUACCACUCCGGGUGUAUAAUUAAUAUUGCUACAUUUCUGUCAUUUUAAUUGCAUCUACAAAUCAAGAUUUGUUUUGUUCCUUUAAAUUUUGCUGUUUUAUUUUUCAAUGCUUUGAAAUACUAAUUUCUCUGUAUACUGUAUCACUCAGUCCUUGCCUCAUUGUUGUUCAAUCAAUAAAAUUUUCUUUCAAUGUUCUUUUCUGUUUAAGCAAUCUUCCUGCUCUCUGUCCCACUACAACUUCUGGGUUGUUUAAUUUUGUAACUGAAUACCAAUGGUUCUUUUUUGGGUAUGUACUUGAAGAAAUAAAUGCUCGAGUAUUCCAACAAUCUCCUGUGUAAAUGCAAUCAACUAUGCUUGGUGAAAUUUCACUGUUAUAGGUGUAAAUUUUAAACAGAAACAA
This is a messenger RNA of Hypanus sabinus (Atlantic stingray), 3688 nucleotides long. RefSeq names its product kinesin family member 11 (gene kif11). The transcript has 23 exons. The record is from RefSeq and is a predicted model, not a curated record. Gene Ontology annotation, biological process: microtubule-based movement; mitotic spindle assembly. NCBI's taxonomy places the organism in Eukaryota, Metazoa, Chordata, Chondrichthyes, Myliobatiformes, Dasyatidae. Gene Ontology annotation, molecular function: plus-end-directed microtubule motor activity; microtubule binding; ATP binding. Gene Ontology annotation, cellular component: nucleus; spindle microtubule. The coding region runs from base 153 to 3311 and encodes 1052 amino acids.